AUGUUCAAAUAUACCAUCUGUUUUUUUACAAUAUUAAUUCGAUUAUGUUUUUCAUUAAAAUAUCUACCGGAAACAUCAAUUAAAGAAGAAUUAUCAAUUGGAUCGUUUGUAACAACGUUAACCGAUAAAAUUCCCAAUUUAGAUCAAUCGGAUGCCUAUGAUUUAGUUUCAACAUCAAAUGAUUUAGAUUUAUUUUCAAUUGAUCAUUCACAACGAACAAUUAUCGUUAAAAAUCGUAUUGAUUUCGAACAUUUAUGUCGUCAAACACAUUUAUGUAAUUGUAAACAUUGUUUAAUCAAUACAAAUAUUGCCGUAUCUAAUUCAUUGACAAUUGAUGUUUAUACAUUACCAAUUCAUGUCAUUAACAUUGAUGAUAAUAAAUUAUAUUUUAAUGUUAAUCGAACAGUAAUUGAAAUCGAAGAAAAUACAUCACCAAUAUCACGUCAAUAUUUUCCAUUACCAAUGGCCAUCGAUGAUGAUUUUGAUAGUCAAAUUGAUUAUGAAUUAUAUACAAUUAAUUGGCAAUCAACAACACUAUUUCGUUUAACUAAUACAACAACAUCAAUAGUUAAUGAAAAAAAUAUUCAAUUUGGUAUUGUUAAUAGUAGUUCAUCAUUAUUAUAUUUAGAACCAUUAAAAUCAUUUGAUCGUGAACAACAGUACAUCUAUUUAAUGCGUUUAGUUGCUAAAAGUGGUAUACAUCAAAUAUCCACUGAUAUUAUUGUGCUUAUUACAGAUACGAAUGAUAAUAUUCCACAAUGUGAACAAUCCUAUUAUAAAAUAUCGAUUAAUUCAAUGAAUGAUGAUAAUAUAACACAAAUAACAGCAUAUGAUUUAGAUCAAGGAGAAAAUGCUCGAAUAGCCUAUAAUAUUGUUAAUCAACAUAUUUAUCCAAAUAAUAUGUUUACAAUUGAUCAUAUAAAUGGAAAUAUGAAAUUUACAUAUAAAAAUUGGACAAGUUAUUUAGAUUAUUUUAAAAAUGAAAAUAGUACAAAAAAUUUAUUUCAAUUAAAAAUUAAUGUAACAGAUUUUGGAAAACCAAAACAAUUAUCAUCUGAAUGUAUUAUUGAAUUAGAAUUUACAUCAAUUUUAAAUAUCAUUAUUCAUUUACAUGAACAUCUUAUAACGAAUCAAACAGGCAGUUAUAUUCAACUUCGUGAUUUAAGUUCACCAUUAGCUCAAAUUCAAACUUAUGAUGAACAACAUCGUGAACAAUGUUUUAACUGUGAUUAUUCUGUAAGAGAAACAGAUUUAUUAGUAAUUAAUGAAAAUAGUUUGAAAUUAAAUGUUAAUUCUACAAAAGUUGUUCAAUUAUUAACUCAUUUGAAUAAUUCAUCAAUAUUAGAUUAUGAAUAUUUUCCAAUAGUUGUACACAUUGAUACAUGGAAAAAUACAACACCCGCAAUUCAUUCAACAAAAAUUUUAACGUUAAUAUUAUGUUUUGAUAAAAAUUAUUUAUUAACAAAAUCUGACACAAUUUAUGUACAAUUAGAUGAAAAUUUUGAAUUAAAUAAAAAAAUUUUAUCACAAGACUCAUUUCAAUGUCUUCAAAAUAGAACAAUAUUAUCGACAAAUAUAAAAUAUGAAUUAAUUGAUAAAAAUAAAACAUUUAAAAUUGAUCAUACAAAUAGUUUGAUACUUAUAAAACAUUUAGAUGAAGAACAACAAAAAAUAUAUGAUUUAACAAUAAUAGAAAUGUAUAAUUCAACUGAUCAAAUAGUGUCGACAAUAAGAAGCAAUACUUGUCGAAGAAAAGUUCGUCUAUUUAUCAUAGAUUAUUAUACUGAAUUUGUACCAUAUUUUACUCAACCUUAUUAUAUAUUUCAUUUAAAAAUAUCUAAUGAAACAACUCGUAAUAUAUUCAUCGGUAAUAUUCAACCAUUCAAUGAUACAAUAGCCACAUGUAUUUAUACAUCAUCAUCUGAUUUAAUUUUUAUUAAUUCACAAAAUGGUUCAAUCUAUUUAAAAUCUGCUCUUUCAUUAAAAUAUUUUUAUGAUUUUCAAAUUAAAGCUGAAAAUUCAAAUAUGCCAUCGUUAAAUACAAUUGUGCCAGUACGACUAAUAAUUAAUAGUAUUAAUCAAUAUGCACCAAAAUUAUUAUAUCCCAAUAAUGAUAAUGAACUUAUAUUUUAUAUUUCAUCAAAGUCAACUGUUGAUAAUGAUAAACAAAUGUUUUUAUUUCAAAUGAAAGGCUAUGAUCCAGAUAUUAAUGAGAAUGAAAAUCUAAAUUUAAAUAUACCCAAUAUUGAAUUUCAUCUAAUUGAACCAAUAGAUUUAUUUAAAGUGAAAAAAUUUAGUGGAAAAAUAUUUGUUAAUCUAUUUUUUCAAAAUAUUUCUUCAACAUAUAAUUUAACAGUGACAAUAAGUGAUUAUGGAUUACCUGUAUUAUCAUCAAAUUAUACAUUUAUUAUUCAUUUUAAAUUUGAUAAAAACGAGAUCAAAGAUGGUAUAAAAUCAGCUAUAUCUAGUGAAUCAACAAUAUCAUCAAAUUCAUGGAUAUUUAUUAUAAUAUGUUUUUCUAUCAUUAUAAUAAUAUUAACAACAUUAAUCAUCGUUCUAAAUCGUUGUCGACAUUCAUUAGCAAAACGAAAACUGAAUAAAAAUGAAAAAACGUGGAAAAAUGUAUCAGUUGCUGCUAAUCAAUAUUUAAUUGAAACAAACAAGUCAACAUCGAGUAAUGAUGGACAAACAGGAAAAAAUGAUUAUAUAAUCACUAGUUCACCACCAACACCAUUUUCUCGAUUUAUUGAUACAAUGGAUACAACUUCUUUAACAUCAUCAAUCAGACGUGAUUCAUUUCAACGAAUAAAUCCAUCGAAUAUAAAUUGCUCAUAUAAACGGGAACGUGUUUAUCCUAUAAUAUCUGAUCAUAAAAUAUCUUCUGCUGGAACAUUAAAAUUAAAUGGCAAUUAUGAUGAUCCAAAAUAUCCAAUUGAAAAUGAACAUUAUCAAAUACCAUCGAAUCAACGACCAUAUUCUUCUUCGUCGUUAAAUAAACAUCAACCAUUACAGUAUACUAAUUUCUCUCAUCGAAACUCUGAUGAAUUAUAUGAAAAAUAUUCACAAAAUAUCUCUCAUCCUAAUCAUAUCGAAAAUAAUAAUUUGACACUUAAUCAAAUAAAACGUUUAUCAAUGACAGAUAUAAAUAAAUAUUUAGAACGUUUUGAAAGAAUAUACAACGAUUUUUCAAAACAUAGUUCAAAAUCAGACUUAAAUAGUCAAAAUAUUAUAUUAACAUCGUCUGAAAAAAGAGAUCCAGUGGGCUCUGUAGUUUAG
This is a messenger RNA of Didymodactylos carnosus, 3276 nucleotides long. Lineage: Eukaryota; Metazoa; Rotifera; Eurotatoria; Philodinida; Philodinidae. The record is from the annotation of a GenBank genome assembly.